AUGAAUUUUUUAACAGUACUGGCGAGUUUCGUCAUAACUGCAGCUUCUCUCAUAUUAGCCAUCUUCGCAUGUUUUGGGUCGACCCAGAACUCUACACCUUUGAAUCAAAUCUACGUGGCACAAAUCGAUAUCUCAAAUAUCAGUUUUAGUACUGUACUUGGAGCAGAUUUGCCUCAGUCAACCGUGAUCUCUUUGGAUGCACUAGGUGUCCCAUCCUAUUUCAACCUUGGUGUAUGGUCAUACUGUUUGGCUAACUCUGAAAAGCAAAUCACAUCAUGUACCAAGCCAGCCGGUAUCGAGCAAUUCGACCUCGAGAAAUUGUUGAAGGAUAACGUUGAAAAUAAUCAGGUCACUGAACUUAUCGAUCAAGUGAUUUCCUUGGCUUUACCUGAUGAGUUAGACGACAAGAUGUCAUAUUAUAACGCUUUGAUCAAAUGUAUGUCUAUUACGUUGGUUAUCGGUAUCGCUUUAUUGGGGUUGAAUAUCAUCGUCAACAUAUUACGCUGGAUCCUACAUUUCACUUUUGUCAAUGUAAUAGGAAGAAUAUUGUCCAUCUUGAGUUUCAUAUCGUUGGGUAUCUCUGCGGGUACAGCUACAGCUACUUACGUGGUUAUUAAGAAUAUCUUGAGCGAUAAUUACUCACAAUACGGUAUCAAACUGAGUCUCGGAAGGAAUUUCUACGCGUUACUUUGGGCAAGUGUUGCUGGAUGUUUAAUAAACUUUAUCCUAUGGAUUUUGACUAGACAACGAAGAAAGGCUCAAGUCAUAAUGCAACCUGUCCCAACUGAAAAGUUCUAG
Molecule: messenger RNA, 798 nt
Organism: Kluyveromyces lactis
Lineage: Eukaryota; Fungi; Ascomycota; Saccharomycetes; Saccharomycetales; Saccharomycetaceae
Gene: PUN1
Product: Pun1p
Exons: 1
Coding region: 1-798 (265 amino acids)
Biological process (GO): fungal-type cell wall organization
Cellular component (GO): cell cortex of cell tip; plasma membrane
Source: RefSeq, a predicted model, not a curated record